AUGAGGUGGCAGCUGCCAGUUGUGGACGGCGCGGCGGAAGAGCCGCGCGCGGGCGCGGGCGGAGAGGCGCCGGAGCGGCCCUGCGCCGAGCAGGCCGCCAGGCGUCCGGACGCAGAGGGCAGCGGGCGGGCCGCGGACGCGCUGCGAGAGCGGGGCGGCGACGCCGCGGUCGGGGAGGACGCGAUCGUCAGGCACCCCGACGAGGCCUCGGGCACGCAGGCCGGAGAGGCGCUGGCCACGGGCGCGCUCUCAGAGCAGGGCGGCGGCGGCAGCGAGCUCGGGGGGGAGGAGCUCCGCAGGCUCUCCAGGCAGCUGGCGGCGGCAGUGAUCACCAGGAGCGAGCGGGGCGCGGCACUGCCCACGCUCCUGCACGGCGGGCCCGCGCGCGGCGUCGGGUCGGGACGCCCCGCGCCGGGCGCGGGCGGCAGCCGAGGGGCGCUGUGCGCACGCCUGCCCGCGAAGGCGCCGCAGGGCCCCGCGGAGGCAGCGGAGGCGCUCGGAGGGAAAGGUGGCGGCGGCGAGGGCCCAGGGGCUGGCAGCGACAGCGGUCGGGGCGACGACGGUGAGGGCGGCGCUGGGCCCUCGCCGAGCGGCCAGGAGGGCCUGCAACGGCCGCGCGCGCUGCAGCGGAGGCGCUGA
Messenger RNA from Prorocentrum cordatum, 639 nucleotides. The record is from the annotation of a GenBank genome assembly. NCBI's taxonomy places the organism in Eukaryota, Dinophyceae, Prorocentrales, Prorocentraceae.